AAGAAAAAGAAAAAAACAUCUUGAAAGGGCUCUAAGCUUCAAGCCCAACACAGAAUCUCUCUUUUUCCUGCAAAACCUUCACUGUAGUACCCGCGUGUCCUUCCCUCUCUAUGUCUCGAUGUAGCAAAAUCUUAUUUUCCCUUCCCAAGCUCAGAUUUUCCCGAACCACAAUCCUUCACUUUCUCAGCGUCCAGACACUAAAUCAAAAUCUACAUCUUUUCGAAUGAAACCUUUUAUCACUGUGGUUUUCAUGACCAGGCGCACAUUCUUUUGCUGUAUUGAGAUCCACUCAUGAACAUAUAACCUCAAAAUUUCUCUAAAACCCAAUUUCGUAUCUGAAUUGAGCUUUCUGAGAUUGGUGUUAUUUUAGUUUCUCUUGUUUUCUUUCAUUUUCUUGGCACCCAAACAACUCUAAAACCCAAUUUUCGUAUCUGAAUUGAGCUUUCUGAGAUUGUUGUUAUUUUAGUUUCUCUUAUUUUCCUUCAUUUUUUUGGCAUCCAAACAACUUUGAAAACCUGAAUUUAGCAGAGAAGUUCAAUUAGGAUCUUUAAAGCCUCAAAUUCUCAAAGAGCUCAACCUGGGUGUUCCAUUACAUCUCUCAAAUAGUCAAAUUCAUUUAUAAAUGCUUUUCCUUUCAUUACGCCCUGCCUGUAUAUUCGUUCAAUUUCUUAUUAUUCAAACACCAAUAUAAGACUUUGCUUCUCCAGCAAUAAGAAAAAAUAAUAAAGGAGGACUUUUUACAUGGGCGUCUCCUUUAAAAUCUCAAAAACUGGUACUAGGUUCCGUGCAAAGCCUGUUAUUCCACCAGAGCCUGCUCUGGAUGAGGUUUCAGGGAAUUCUAAGGAAAGCUCAGUGAUUGGCUCGAAGAAUGAAUCUUCUUCGAGAAAGCUCCAGGUUGAUGUUGUUGAGGGCAGUGAGGAUGUCUCUGGAGUUUCAAGUUCAGCCAUCUCUGACGGUGAAGUUUCAUUCACGUUGAAUCUCUACCCAGAUGGAUAUUCUAUUGGAAAUCCUUCAGAGAAUGAGGCUGUCCAUCAAGCUAUACUUCAAGAUGCUUCAAAGUUGUUACAUCCAUAUGAUAAGACAUCUGAAACUCUCUUUUUGGCAAUUGAAUCUGGCCGGUUGCCUGGAGAUAUUCUGGAUGAUAUACCUCGCAAAUAUGUUAAUGGGACACUCAUUUGUGAGGUACGAGAUUAUCGAAAAUGUCCUCCUGAGCAAGGUUCUUGUAUUCCAUCUGUAGGCUGGCUCCCUAUUGUAAAUAGAGUGCGCCUCAGAAUGUCAUUGGAGAAUGUAGUGAAGGAUAUCCCAUUGAUCUCAGAUAAUUCUUGGACUUAUGGUGAUUUGAUGGAAGUGGAAUCCCGGAUAUUGAAAGCCUUGCAACCACGUCUUUUUCUAGAUCCUACUCCCAAAUUGGAUAGGCUUUGUAAUAACCCAACUGCCACAAACCUCAAUUUAGGUCUGAGCAGCUUGCGACGAAAAAGAUUGAGGCAGAUGCCUGAAGUUACGGUCACGUCUAGCAGCAGAAUCCAUGGGAAGAAAGUUUGCAUAGAUCGAGUGCUAGAAAGCUCCAACAGCAGGUUAGGAGAUUCAGGAAUGAUCUCUGGCAAUAUGAUGCCGCAGAGUGUCCAGGAGAAUCUGACCACUCAAAACCUUGUUCCAAACAUGUUACCCUUACGAGCAAGAAGCUUUGUAUCUGAUGGCAAUGUUUCAGCACUCCCUUUGGUAUCACAGCAAUCAAGGUAUCAGUUGGGGUUAGGAACCCCAAGAAGUAUGCAGGAUCAGGGGUCAGGGUCUCUUGUUAACAUUCCAGGAGCUUCCCCUGCUGGGCAGGACAUGAUGAUCACAUAUGGUGACCAUAUUAAUUCUGGUGCUUCUCUUCAUGGUAAGAGGGAGAAUCAAGAUGGGCAAAUGUCACCCUUAUCUAGUUUUAAUAAGAGGGCAAGGGUCACCUCAGUAGGUCCUGAUGGAAUGCAACAGCAGCAAUUAGGACCACAUAUCGAUGGUCUCCAUGCAUCAGAUAUGAACUGGAAGAAUUCUUUAUUACCGCACCAAGCAACAGCAAGAGGGAUUCACUAUGCUAAUACAGGCAUUCAGAAGUAUCCCCAGCAGGUGUUUGAAGGGGUUAUGAAUCAAAAUGCUAUGCCAACAUCAUUUUCUGCUCCACAGCAAGGUGUAAGAUUUGGUCCAAAGGAAGAGCAGUUUGAAACAGAAAAGUUAGAUGUCUCAGAGCUCAAUCAGGGUAAAAAUGAUAUGAUGGAUACAGAAAUGGGCCAUCUGGACCAACAGCCAUCACGGUUACAACAAAGAUUACCACCUCAUCUCAUGAGAUCUAAUUUCUCUCAGACAGCCUGGAACAAUCUAAGCCAAGAUUCAAGGAAGGAGGAACAAAUUCAAGGAAAGAGGAAAACAGUGCAAAGUCCUAGGUUAUCUGCUGGAACUUUUCCUCAAUCACCAUUAUCUUCAAAAUCUGGGGAAUUUUCUAGUGGUUCUGCUGGGCCUCACUUUGGAGCAGUUGCAGCAAAUGCUGCAAUUGGAUCAUCACAAAAGGAGAAGUCAGCCGUCACCUCAGUUCUUGCUGUUGGUGGAACCCCAUCUUUGACUUCAAGUGCUAAUGAUUCCUUGCAACGACAACACCAAUCCCAGGUUGCCCAAAAGAGAAGAUCUAAUUCUCUCCCCAAAACCCCAGUAAUGAGCGGCGUUGGUUCCCCUGCUAGUGUUAGUAAUAUAAGUGUUCCGUUAAACGCAAAUAGUCCUUCAGUUGGAACCCCACCUAUGGCUGAUCAAACCAUGCUUGAAAGGUUAUCAAAGAUUGAGAUGGUGACUAUAAGGCAUCAACUCAACAGCAAGAAAAACAAGGUUGAUGAUUUCCCUGUCAGGAAACCCAAUACAUAUUCACAUCAAAAUGUGAUGGCUUGUCUUUCCAAUUUACCCAACAAUGAGGAUUUGAAAGAUGAUGCCAGUGCAAGACAAUUGUUCAAGUCAGUCGUAGGUGGCAGCAUGAAUGUCUUGAAGAUAAGAAUUAUAAAUUUUUUGCUGGCUGAUCGAGUAAUUCAAGGGAAUGCUGUUUCUUUUGUUCCUAGGUCACGCACUAGAAUGAUUUUGUCAGAGAAACCAAAUGAUGGUACUGUAGCAAUGCAUUAUGGAGAACCAGAAGACGGUGAUCCUCUGUCUGUAGAGGAUUAUCUCCCAUCAUUGCCCAAUACUCAUUUUGCAGAUUUGCUUGCAGCGCAAUUUUGUUCACUGAUGAUACGUGAAGGUUAUCUUGUGGAAGAUAAUAUUCAACCAAAGCCUACCCAGAUGAAUAUUGCAUCGACUAGUCAACCAAUUGCUGUUGGAAUCCCUCCUAAUAACUCAGCAGCUGAGGUGCAAAAAUACAAUGAAGCAGUUUCGGCUCAGGCUCCCAAUGACAUAAAACCAAGUCUGAGCGGGAAUGCUUCCAUUAAUCCCUCUCAGAAUCUAUUAGCGAAUGCUAGGAUGCUGCCUCCUGGAAACCCAAAAGCCUUACCAAUGUCUCAAGGUCUUGUGUCUGCAGUUUCAAUGGCUGCAAGAUCACAACAGCUAGACCCUCAGUCAUCUCUUCAACAGCAGCAGCAACAACCACCACAGUUGCAGCAGCAACCACAGCAGCAGCAGCAGCAAAAUCAACAUUCCAUGAUUCAACAACAGCAUUCACAGUUCCAGAGGUCAGCAAUGAUGCUUCCUUCUAAUUCACUCUCUCACUUGAAUGCUCUUGGGCAGAAUUCUAAUAUGCAGCUGGGCAAUCACAUGGUCAAUAAGCCUUCGCACCUUCAGCAUCAGCUGCUACAGCAGCAGCAGCAGCAACAACAACCACAAAUGCAACAGAAGAAAAUGAUGAUGGGGCUUGGAACAGCAAUGGGCAUGGGAAAUAUGGCCAACAAUAUGGUUGGUCUAGGAGGCCACAGUAAUACCAUGGGCCUUGGUGGUGCAAGGGGAAUGGGACCUGGAAUCUCGGGGCCAAUGUCAUCUAUUUCUGGAAUGAAUAAUGUGGGUCAAAACUCAAUGAAUCUUGGUCAAGCUUCAAGUAUUACCAAUGUAAUAAGUCAGCAGAUCCGUGCCGGACAAAUGUCUCAGGCACAAGCUGCUUUUCUGACAUCUAAACUUAGGAUGAGGCCAAGCAUUUUGGGGCCCUCUCAGUCUGGCAUAGCUGGGAUGUCAGGAGCCAGACAGAUCCAACCAGGUUCUGCUAGUCUUUCCAUGCUGGGCCAAUCUCUGAACCGAGCUAACAUGAAUCCAAUGCAACGAAGUGCAAUAGGCCCAAUGGGUCCACCAAAAUUGAUGGCAGGGGUGAACCUUUAUGUGAACCAGCAGCAGCAGCAGCAGCAACUGCACUUACAACAGCAACAACAGUUCCAGCAGCAGCAGCAGCAACAACAGCAGCAGCAGCAGCAAUUACAGCAACUACAACAGCAGCAGUUACAGUUACAGCAGCAGCAGCAACAGCAACUGCAACAGCAGCAAGAUCCAUCCUCAUCACUGCAGGCUGUUGUUUCACCUCCACAAGUAGGUUCACCAUCAACCAUGGUUAUUCCACAACUGAAUCAACAAGCACAACAGCAGCCCCAGCAACAGCCUAGUCCACAGCAAAUGAGCCAGCGAACACCCAUGAGUCCACAGUUGAGUUCAGGAGCGAUUCAUGCAAUGAGUGCUGGUAAUCCAGAAGCUUGUCCUGCCAGUCCACAGUUGAGUUCUCAAACCCUAGGCUCAGUUGGAAGUAUAACAAAUUCUCCAAUGGAGCUCCAAGGGGUAAACAAAAGCAACUCUGUUAGUAAUGGAUAGUAAAGUUCAUAUACCUAGUUCAAAGCUACAUCCUCUCUGAGCUACUCUUUCACAAAAACAAAGAGCUUCAUAGCCAGAAUAUUUCAUCGAAGCUAGCAGGAAGAGUAUUAUUUGCAUGUAUAGUUGUUACUUAGAAUAAUGUGAGUUCUAAGAGAGUGGAGCAUCCAUGCAUGAGAUUUUCAUAUCUAAGUUGCAGUAACAUAUUCAAACCUGCUAAGGGUCAUGUAGGAGUAAGGAAACCAUAUGAAGUGUGAUGGAAGGGUCAACUGAUUAUGAAGUUUGUUAUUAUUAGUUUGAUCAGUUAAGUUUUUGUUUCCUAGUCCUUAACUGCUUGGUUUUUAUCAUAAAAUCAAUAGAAUAAUUAGAAACUGUACAUGAACAA
This is a messenger RNA of Jatropha curcas, 5176 nucleotides long. RefSeq names its product nuclear receptor coactivator. Gene Ontology annotation, molecular function: transcription coregulator activity. Gene Ontology annotation, biological process: regulation of transcription by RNA polymerase II. Lineage: Eukaryota; Viridiplantae; Streptophyta; Magnoliopsida; Malpighiales; Euphorbiaceae. The record is from RefSeq and is a predicted model, not a curated record. Gene Ontology annotation, cellular component: SAGA complex.